GGUUUCGGCCGCCACGCCGCGCGCGUCCGUGGUUUGCUGCCCACGAAGGUGGACGGAAGGUGGCGAAACCGCACCCUCCGUCUUCUUCCCCUCCCCAACGCUCAGCGCCUCGCCCGGAGCUAUAUAUAGACGGGGCGCUCCCCUCUGGCUCCUCACGGAUUCGAUUUGGCUUGGAUUUGAUCGGUGUGAGGUGAUUAGUGCUGCUUGAUUUGGGAUUCCGUUCGGGAGUUUGGGGAACGAGGCAAUGGCGACGGCCGGGAAGGUGAUCAGGUGCAAAGCCGCGGUGGCAUGGGAGGCCGGGAAGCCGCUGUCGAUCGAGGAGGUGGAGGUGGCGCCGCCGCAGGCCAUGGAGGUGCGCGUCAAGAUCCUCUACACCUCGCUCUGCCACACCGACGUCUACUUCUGGGAGGCAAAGGGGCAGACUCCCGUGUUCCCUCGGAUCUUCGGUCAUGAGGCUGGAGGUAUCAUAGAGAGUGUUGGAGAGGGUGUGACUGACGUGGCCCCUGGUGACCAUGUCCUUCCUGUGUUCACUGGGGAGUGCAAGGAGUGCCCCCACUGCAAGUCGGCUGAGAGCAACAUGUGUGAUCUGCUCAGGAUCAACACUGACAGGGGUGUGAUGAUUGGCGAUGGCAAGUCACGGUUUUCAAUCAAUGGGAAGCCUAUCUACCACUUUGUUGGGACAUCCACCUUCAGUGAGUACACUGUCAUGCAUAUUGGUUGUGUUGCAAAGAUCAACCCUGAGGCUCCCCUUGAUAAAGUGUGUGUUCUUAGCUGCGGUAUUUCUACUGGUCUUGGUGCAACAAUUAAUGUUGCAAAACCGCCAAAGGGCUCAACAGUUGCUAUUUUCGGUCUAGGAGCUGUUGGUCUUGCUGCUGCAGAAGGUGCAAGGAUUGCUGGAGCGUCAAGGAUCAUUGGUGUUGACCUGAACCCCAGCAGAUUCGAAGAAGCUAAGAAAUUUGGUUGCACUGAAUUUGUGAACCCAAAAGACCACAGCAAACCAGUGCAGCAGGUACUUGCUGAUAUGACCAAUGGAGGAGUUGACCGCAGUGUGGAAUGCACUGGAAACAUCAACGCUAUGAUCCAAGCAUUUGAGUGUGUUCAUGAUGGCUGGGGUGUCGCUGUGCUGGUUGGUGUGCCACACAAGGAUGCUGAGUUCAAGACUCACCCGAUGAACUUCCUGAACGAGAGGACCCUGAAGGGAACCUUCUUCGGCAACUACAAGCCACGCACUGACCUGCCCAAUGUGGUGGAGCUGUACAUGAAGAAGGAGCUGGAGGUGGAGAAAUUCAUCACGCACAGCGUCCCCUUCUCGGAGAUCAACAAGGCCUUUGACCUGAUGGCGAAGGGGGAGGGCAUCCGCUGCAUCAUCCGCAUGCAGAACUAGAUUCAGUCGCCUUGUUUUAUCCGAUUCGGGUCGGGUCAAUAAACGAGGCAGUGCCGAGUGAGCCUACCACUGUCUGGUGGGGAGGAAGAUACACGCUUGUGUGUGUCACGUUCAGUUUGGCAUUGUCAAUCAGUAGAGUACCUCUAGCGUCUGUAAUUGUCUAUCGGUAUUGGCAUGAGUACACAAGUGAGUUUUGGGUCUUAUCAGGUUGUUCCGGUUCACUUGUUGUGAUGCUUUGGUUGUGUACUUGUGUGUGCUGCUAUUUGCGUGCAAA
This is a messenger RNA of Setaria italica (foxtail millet), 1658 nucleotides long. Its product is annotated as alcohol dehydrogenase 1. The record is from RefSeq and is a predicted model, not a curated record. Gene Ontology annotation, biological process: formaldehyde catabolic process. Gene Ontology annotation, cellular component: cytosol. Bases 245 to 1384 code for a protein of 379 amino acids. The transcript is spliced from 10 exons. NCBI's taxonomy places the organism in Eukaryota, Viridiplantae, Streptophyta, Magnoliopsida, Poales, Poaceae. Gene Ontology annotation, molecular function: zinc ion binding; S-(hydroxymethyl)glutathione dehydrogenase [NAD(P)+] activity.